AUGUCGUGGAAAAGAACUGGCUUCCUCUGCGAAUAUGAUUCGAAACAUGUUUCGGUCUUCGAUUGCAAACAACGUAAGCUCUACAAAAUGCUCAACACGUAUGGAUUAGAAAAACUGGAGAUUGGAAAAUGCUACGAUUUGAAACACAUGUCGAUCCAAGAAACGAGUGUCGAUGAGAAAUUCCACAAUCUCGUCGUUUUCCGAGUCGAUAGUGGAUGUGUUCUGGCGGAUACUAUAGCUACGAUAGCUGAUGAAAAGGAUCUCAAAAAGAAUGAAAACUUUGAGAAGUUUCGUGGGAAAGUUUGGUCCCAAUAUCUUGGUUUCCUGAGAGACCCAAAAAAUCUCUUUGCCGAGAAUAUGAAAGGAGGUGAAUUGGGAUGGGUGACCGUAAAAUACGCUCCUGACGAAGACACAGUUUUUGAGAUAAAUGAUGUUGCGGAAAAUUAUCUAGUGCAACUUCCAGCAGAGCAAUUGCUUCCAACACCGUGGUCCCCAAAUUAUCCGACAGUCGAGCGCCCUCAACGUCGCUUGCAUCCAUCGCAGCGCGUCUUCGAUAACAAGUUUGCGCCACUUCAGCCGUGCUUCAGAUUGGUGAAAUAUGGGGUGUGUGUCCAAACCGAUGUCCUCAAUCCACUUUAUUGUCGAAGAAAACCAGGCUCAAUGAAACAUUGCCAUCAUCUCUUCGCGAUGACCCUUGGGAUGUACCGGUGCAUGCACCGAGUGGAGCUUGGAUGUUGGUACCAGCAUGAAGUCCGUGAUAGUCGUCGAGACCAGAAGAAGUACUCGGAAAAAAGAAAUGCUAAACAGUUCGAUUCGCUCACAGCAACCAAAUUGUUCAAAAUUGAUCCACCACUGCCGACAACUGUUGUGAAUGGAAAAGUGGAGUUUGAAGUCGAAUUUCCAUUCGAUCACGAUGUCCUAGAAAAGGAAGGAAACCGAGCGAUUCCGGACUGGUUUCCACGAUUCGAAGGGCUCCAAAAAGAUGCCCAUUUUUGGAAUGAGUACUUGGGAAAAGUGGAAAUUUAUCCCAGACAAGCAAGAGAGAUCAUCCAGAUAGUUGAGGCCUGGCCUCUGGAGACCAUCCCCGAUGUCUUCACCGUCGUUGCUACAGUUGCUCUCCAUUAUAAUGCCGCUACGAAUAACGAAACGUACCCGGAGAAUGGGAUUUUCUUGGUGACCAAUGUGAAGGAGGUGAAGGGAGCUAAUUAA
Caenorhabditis briggsae is the source of this 1209-nucleotide messenger RNA. Bases 1 to 1209 code for a protein of 402 amino acids. NCBI's taxonomy places the organism in Eukaryota, Metazoa, Nematoda, Chromadorea, Rhabditida, Rhabditidae. The record is from RefSeq and is a predicted model, not a curated record. The transcript has 8 exons.